Molecule: messenger RNA, 1869 nt
Organism: Malaclemys terrapin pileata
Lineage: Eukaryota; Metazoa; Chordata; Testudines; Emydidae
Gene: TMEM102
Product: transmembrane protein 102
Exons: 3
Coding region: 254-1843 (529 amino acids)
Source: RefSeq, a predicted model, not a curated record
GCCCGGGCUGCAGGGAGAGGGCCUCUGUUCCCCACACCUGGCUGGGGCGGGGCCUGGCGCACCUGGGAGCCGGCCCGGCCAAGGAAAGAAGCAGAAGACGGAAGUGUCGCUCCCACCUGGGGGGCAAAGCUGGGUGCCCGGGCCCCUCCCCCAGGGGCUGGACCCGUGUGUGACCCCCCCAGACACUCUCCUCCCCCACCCUUAGGUGGGACCCAGGCGUCCGGCAGAGGCCAGGUACACAGCAGGGAGGAUCAUGACCUCCCCAGAGGGGGGCACUGCCCCCCGCCCAGCCCAGCCCCUCACGGACCUGGAUUUCCACUCGGGGGCUCGGAUCGCCGAACUCAACCAGCUGGUGCAGGAGCUGAGCAAGCGAAUGGCGCGGGACCCAGGCGUCCAGGAGCUGGUGGUUCUCAAGGACUUUGUCUUCUCCCUGCUGGGUCUUGUGCAGCAGGUGGACGGGAGGCUCCCGUUGGCCAACGAAUACCUCCUUCUUUCCGGCGGGGCCCGCCAGGGCACGGUGGACGUGGACCCAGGCGUCCUGCGCUGCUUGGCCCCGGGGGCCGACUACGACGCUGACUACACCCUCCUGGUGCCCGUCCUCCAAGCCCGCGGCUGCCCCGUCACCCUGGACCUGCGCCGGUGCCCACCGGGCCACGCCUGGCUGGCACUAGCCCCCUUCGGGGCCGAGGCCUGCCACCGCUGGGCCGACUGCUGCCGUCACCACGGCAAAGAGGCCUACCUCGCCCCGGGCCUGGUCUCGGCCUGGUUCUCCCAGGCCUUGGGCACUGUGGCGGACCGGGCCCGGGCCGCCCCGCGCAGAGGGGGGCCGGCGGUGGAGCGGGUGGCCGGCCAGGGCGGCCUCGUGACCCUGCUCCUGAGCCAUGGCGAGGUGCGGGCGCUCUACGACGUGUUGCCCGUAGUGGCCUUCCAGGGGUGGCCGGCGGCAGCACGUGAGUGGCUGGGCCGCAGCCAUUUCUGGGACGGCAAGCUGAGGGAGGAGGACGUGGCCGGGGGCUUCUACCUCCUGCCUGGCUCUGGCUCGGCUGGGUAUGAGGCCUCGGGCCCGGCUUGGUGUGAGGCUUUGGGCCCGGUGGAGGACUCGGGCCCGGCUUCAUAUGAGGCCUCAGUCCCUGUGGCGGCUUCAGGCCCGGCUUGGCGCGAGGCUUCGGGCCCGGUGGAGGCCUCGGGCCCGGCUUGGCGCGAGGCUUCGGGCCCGGUGGAGGCCUCGGGCCCGGCUUGGCGCGAGGCUUCGGGCCCGAUGGAGGCCUCGGGCCUGGCUUGGCGCGAGGCUUCGGGCCCGGUGGAGGCCUCGGGCCCGGCUUGGCGCGAGGCUUCGGGCCCGGUGGAGGCCUCGGGCCCGGCUUGGUGCGAGGCUUCAGGUCUGGUAGACACCUUGGGCCUGGCUUGGCGUCUGUCCUUCUCCCGGAGCGAGCUCCAUCUCAAGAAGGCGGUGCCGCCCCCGCUGCUCCAGUCUUACCGGGCCGCCCGGGCCACCCUCAGCGGGGCCUGGGGCAGGCGGGUGGGGCCGUAUCACCUCUGGACCCUGGUGCUCUGGGCCUGCGAGCGCCUGCCCGCCCGCUACCUGGGCCGAGAGGAGAACGCCGCCCAUUGCCUGCUGGGCCUGCUGGACGACAUGGCCGCCGGCCUGGGGGCCGGGGCCUGCCCGCACUACUUCCUGCCGGGCUGUGACAGGUUGGCGGGGGGCUUGGAGCUGGGCCUGGCCCGCGCGGUGGCCGCUGUCAGAGGGGACCCGGCUGGGCACCUGCGGCAAGCGGUGGAGAGGGUCAAGAUGGCCACCAAGUUGGGCAGGGGGCCGGACGCGGGGUCGGCUGUUGAGGAGUAAGUGGUGAUGUGUGUGGGGGGUCAAUC